Penaeus vannamei (Pacific white shrimp) is the source of this 1060-nucleotide messenger RNA. The record is from RefSeq and is a predicted model, not a curated record. Lineage: Eukaryota; Metazoa; Arthropoda; Malacostraca; Decapoda; Penaeidae.
AUGGCCAGGCAUAAGCUCCUCCUCCCCCUGGUGCAAUUUCCCAACUCCGACUCUCCCGAACCACGGCCAAAAUACUUCCCACGGUCAUUGCCUCGGGACUUCGGCCAGCGCCUCGUCAAGGUCCACGGCGACCCCUUCGCCUGGUGGUUGGGGCAGUUCUUCAAGUACACCAUGAGGAUGACCGAAGGAUUCCAGGAGUACGUCGAGAAGCUAGGGGCUCGUCUAGGCUUCGAAAGUCCUAUUGUGGGAAUACAAGUCAGAAGAACAGACAAGCUGCGUUUAGAGUCAAGAUUCAUAGGAAUUGAAGAGUACAUGGAGAUCGUGCACGACUUUUUCAACGACCUGGAGGUUCGAGGGACAAACGUGACGACUCGUAGGAUCUACCUGGCCACAGACGACCUGAAUGUCAUCCAGGAAGCGAAGAAGAAAUUCCCCAACUACAAGUUUGUAUUCAACGAAGACAGCGUGGCGUCAGCCAGCUUGGGACGAAGGGGGAGCGUGGACAACAUGAAGUACCUCAUGGCCGACAUCCUUUUCCUCUCUCGUUCCGACUUCCUCGUCUGUGGCAUGUCGUCCAAUAUAUGCAGGCUGGCGUACGAGCUCAUGCAGACCCUCCACUCGGACGCCACGCGGAAGUUGGUCUCCUUGGAUUUACCUUUCUGUAUCCACAGCCAGAGCGCCCACGAGGUAGAGGCGAGGUUCCCCCACACGCCUCGAAGCGGCAGAGAGAUCGCGCUCCAGAAAGGCGAUCGCGUGGUGAGAUCUGUGUAUUACUACAGCAAGCAUCGCAAUUCUCUCGACGGUUUCUGGCACGGAACCAAUCGGAGAACGAGAAAGACCGGCUUCUACCCAAUUUACAAGACGGUUGAAGUCCAAUCGCUCGCUGACACGCCAUCCUUCGACUGGAUUGACAGAUCGGAAGAUUAUUUAGGUUAGGUAUACUAAAAAAAUAAUAAUAAUAAAGUGUGUAAACUUUAAAUGACAUUUACCAAGUUUAUCUUGAAAGAAAGAAAAAAGAUCUAGAAGGAUUGACCUUGUAGAAAUAUCAAUUCGAGGUUUU